AUGGCGGAAGCGUUCGAGGCGGCGGUGGAGGACGGCCUGCGGCUGUCCAAGAGGAUAUACUUAGGGAAGGGCAGGGCGGUGGCGCCGCCGAAGCCAGCGAUAGCGAUGGUGAGGGAGGACGUCCACUCCUACCUCCCGGCUUCUCCCAUGAUCUACGCGGUCAUUGGUAACCCGGCUAUCGUCGAUAAUCCUGACAUCCCGAGCUACCAGCCUCACGUGUACGGCAGGUGCGAUCCCCCGGCGUUGAUUCCGCUGCAGAUGAACGGGAUUUCUCUCGAGGUUGAUUGCUAUUUGGACACGGCAUUUGUUACAGCUACCGGCUCGUGGCGCUUGCAUUGCGUUAUGGGCAGCCGCAGCUGCGAUUGCCUCCUCGUGGUUCCUAUGGGAGAACAGGGUUCAAUUCUAGGGUUCAAGGUCGACGUUCCCAGGAAAUCGUAUAGUACUCAACUGAUUGCUCUGGACAAUGAAAGAGAUACAGGCAAGAUGACAAUUAUUGAAGAUGGAGGCUUUUUGAAACCCCAUAUAUUCACUCUGACAAUCCCGCAGGUGGACGGAGGAACAAAUCUUUCGGUUCAGUUUAGCUGGUCUCAAAAAUUGCUGUAUUCCAAUGGACAUUUCACCUUGAAAAUUCCAUUUAAUUUCCCUGAAUAUGUUACGCCUGCCGGAAAGAAAAUUUCCAAAAGGGAAAAGAUACAGCUUAAUGUGAACUCUGGUCCUGGAACAGAAGUUUUGUGUAAGACAACUAGUCAUCCUUUAAAGGAGCUAUGGCGGCAAGCAGGAAAGUUGGCUUUCUCAUAUGAAUCUGAAGUUCUUACUUGGUCAAGCAGUGACUUUUUCUUUACAUAUACAAUAUCUUCAAGUCAUACAGUUGGCAGCGUGCUUUUGAAUUCUCCAUCAUUACUCGACGUUGACCAAAGGGAAAUGUUCUGUAGCUACCUAUUUCCAGGAAACCAGCUGAAUGAAAAGGUUUUCAGAAAGGAAGUGGUAUUUGUUGUUGAUAUAAGUGGAAGCAUGAGGGAAAAACCUAUUGAUGACGCCAAAAAUGCCCUGGUUGCAGCUCUCUCAAAGCUUGAUCCCGAAGAUUUGUUUUGUGUAAUAGCAUUCAAUGAUGAAACCUACCUAUUUUCGUCAUCGCUGACACCGGCAACCGUGGAAGCUAUUGAGAAUGUCACUCAGUGGAUUAACUUGAACUUCAUCGCUGGAGGUGGCACAAAUAUCUUUCUUCCUUUGAAUCAGGCCAUUGGAAUGUUAUCUAAUAGUAGCAAUUCCAUCCCUAUCAUUUUCCUCAUUACUGAUGGUCAAUUUACAAAUCAACGUAAAGUUUAUCCACGAAUAUACACAUUGGGCCUAGUUGCUGCUGUGUACACACUUAAUCCCCAAUGGAGAACUGGAACUCCAAAUGUGGUAAGUGCUUCACAUUUUCCUCACUUGCAUGCAUAA
This is a messenger RNA of Fraxinus pennsylvanica, 1440 nucleotides long. Lineage: Eukaryota; Viridiplantae; Streptophyta; Magnoliopsida; Lamiales; Oleaceae. The record is from the annotation of a GenBank genome assembly.